CGUCCGACAAGCACAAGUCCUGACCAGAGCUGUACCAAGUCGUACAUGGACAGACGACAUCAACACUCGAGCUGUGACGGACAUGCAGCGACGCAUUAGGCAGAGCGGUGGGGACGGAGAUGUUGCUUUUUGGGUGUCUGUCCUGAACUCAGUCUUGUUUAGGGCUAUGCCUCCGACCUCAACGACGAACAAUGGCAACGCCCCCAAAGUUCGUCAAGCCAAGAAGAAAGCUCCUCCUGCCCCGGCCCCCGCUCCCGCCCCGCUCCCUGCUCCCGCCCCUACCUCCACCCCCUCAUCAAAGGCCUGGGACAUUCCAGACAUCCCGGAUGUCACAAAUGUUCGAGGAAAGUACCGUGGGGAGGCGCACUAUCGGGGUACUCCCCCCGCUGGUGUGUGCGACCACCAAUGGAAGCUGGCCUUUAAGGCCUUGAAGGAUAGGCUCCGGAAGUCGUCCGGAUUGUCCGUGGAGACAAUCCACAAGCUGGAGAUGCUGGGGUGGAUCUACCAGGUCUGCCUUGUCCGUCUGGGGGUCCGUCCUCGGGACAACUGCAAGUGCGAUGAGUGUAAGAAGUAGUUCCUGCCUUGGGCAGAUGUUAGGAA
Molecule: messenger RNA, 600 nt
Organism: Mollisia scopiformis
Lineage: Eukaryota; Fungi; Ascomycota; Leotiomycetes; Helotiales; Mollisiaceae
Exons: 1
Coding region: 167-574 (135 amino acids)
Source: RefSeq, a predicted model, not a curated record